Messenger RNA from Trematosphaeria pertusa, 1140 nucleotides. RefSeq lists its product as uncharacterized. The coding region runs from base 172 to 897 and encodes 241 amino acids. NCBI's taxonomy places the organism in Eukaryota, Fungi, Ascomycota, Dothideomycetes, Pleosporales, Trematosphaeriaceae. The transcript has a single exon. The record is from RefSeq and is a predicted model, not a curated record.
CUUCCAGCGUCAGGGUGCAUACUUGUGCCGUCUCAGGCAACCAUUUCGGCAUUCGUUCCUGUUGCCUGCAUCACAGCCCAUAUAAAACGCCGGUAUUCUUGACCUUCAGUCUCUCCAUUAGAAAUCCUCGCAUCCCCCUCUUCAUCAAUCCCCUCCCACUGUACCACCACCAUGGCACCCCUCGAGAUCAACGUCACCGGUACCGGCAGCACCCUCCACGCUGCCGAACGCGCCAUCCUCGUGCUCCAAGCGCAGACCCAAGACCUCCCCAGCGCAGCCGAAGCCUCGACUACCGUAACUACAACCGCCAACACGAUCCGCGAGAUGAUCAUGCCGCACUGCCCGCAGGACGAAGCCACGGGGCGGAUUGCCGAAAACGCCGCUAUCGCGCACUACUCGAUGAGCACGCUGGACACCAGCAGCAAGCAGCGCAAGAUCUCCGCCAGCGACUCCACAACCCCAGCCAAAUACGAAACCGUCUACUCCGCGCGCGCAGAGUUCCACAUCAAGUUCAGCGACUUCGCCGUCCUCAACAAACUCGCGACCCAGUUCUCCGCCAUGGAGAACGUGCGCAUCCAGCGCAUUGACUGGAAUCUGACGGAUCGGACGUACGACUCGAUUAAGAGUGGGGCGCGGAAGCUGGCGGCCGAGGACGCUAUGCAGAGAGCGUAUGAUUAUGCGGCGGUGUUUGCGGGAGUGGCGAAGGAGGAAGUGGGGAAGAAGGUUAGGGCGGUGCAUGUCAAGGAAAGUAACUCUUACUAUCAGAGUACAAGGCCGCAGUUGCAUUAUGGGAAGAUGAUGAGGGGGGCGAAGGUAGCUAGCCACGAGCUGCAGUUUCAGCCGGAGGAUGUGAGACUGCAGGUUAAUGUUGAUGGGAGGUUUGAAGUCGGUACUUGAAAGGUUGAGAUAUGCGUUUGCACUCAAUCAGAUAGGGGGAGAGGGGUUGGUCUAGAAUUGAAUCGUUGGGUGAAGGCUACGCUUUCCCCGCAUUCUGUUCCCCGAAGUCGAACAACACAUCGAGUGCAUCUGUUGCUGGUAGCUUUAUUCGAUAUUGGGUAGGUCGUUUGACUCUGCCAAAAAAUCCUCUGUGGGAAUUCUCUUCAAUCCAGGAACUGUCUUUGAGGUAAAGAAGGGAACCAG